CUCCUAACUAGCCAUUCUUCUUUGCGCACUCUAAUAAUUCAACAGGAAAAUGCUGCUCAAAUAUGGACCUGCAAUGGUAAAAAUUGAGCUUGAUGACCCAGUCCUUCUUCCAGUUCUAUGUUUCUGACAGCAUGAAGAGUGCCAUAUGUAACAGGAAUAAUUUUUCUUCUACCACUUGACAUCUCCCUUCCAACACUUUGCCAAAGAAUUGCUCCAUAGGCUCACGGCCAGUUGAUGUGCCUCAGCACAUCUCCCAUCUUGUAAAAUAUGCUUGGUUUUCCUGUAUAUUUAAAACUACAUUUAGCUGUGCCACAACAUGCCAUUUGACUGUGCUUGCCUUGCAAAGCAAUGCAGAUGUUUUAACGUUACCAAUAAGUUUGUUCAGCAUGCUGAUAAUUUGUGAGUCCACUUUGAAUCUUGGUGGGACCUCCAUUUUGGCACCAUCCCUGGGAGGUAUUUAAAAGAUGUGUAGAUGUGACACUUAGGAACAUGGUUUAGUGGUGGACAUGGCAGUGCUAAGUUAAUGGUUGGCCUUGAUGAUCUUAAUGGUCUUUUCCAACCUAAAUGAUUCUGUGAUUCCAAUCUCUAUCAUAGAAUCAGAAUGGUUUGGGUUGGAAGGGACAUUUGAAGAUUGUCUAGUCCAACCCCUCUGCCAUGGGCAGGCAUGAUAAUUUUGCAUGUUUUACAGUGCUUUGAAGCAUCCUUGAAUAACAUUAGCACCUUACCUCCAUGGCAACACUUCUAGCAAUCAAGUUAUUGCUUAACUAGUUUUAAUUUCCUAAACUAAACCCAAGAUGGGCAUUGCAUAGUGCUACUACCCCAAGCAGAUUAUAGCCCUAAUUCUUGCGCAGUACUGCACCUGUUGUGAGAUGUGUGCCAUCUGUCUAUGCUGUUAUUCCCAGGGAGUUUCAGCAUGCAGCUUUUGGGCUUGCAAUUGCUGGCGAAAUUUAAUUCUUGCUUCUGCAAAAUAACAAUUCCCUGUUUGCAAUCAUAGUAGUUGAUCUAUUGCACAGGUGGAGGUCCUUUUUCAAGCUGCAGAUGAAAAAUGUUUGGUGGUGUUAGUGAUCAUUUGCUGAGAUAGGAGAUGCUGCUGGUGAAGGGGCUAGCUUCUUGCAAAGAAUACCCAAAGAACCAUCUGGGGCUGUGCUGGAGAGCUCAAAUCAUACCUGUUGUGGACCAGUUCUCAUACAUUUCUGAUGAGCUAUAGACAUCCUGCGCUGCAGCCUGUGUGAACUGAGCCCACAAAUGCCCUCUUCCUGAUCCUCUCUCUUUCUUUUUCCCUAUGGGCUCCUUCUUUCUUUCCCUUGUAGGGUCCUGCCCACCCUACAUUCGUAUACUACAGCGUAAUAUUAGUCUGAUUUCUUCAUAAGACUUUUCACAGUAAGCUCUUUUCCCAUGAGACCUAUCAAAGUGGAGUUCAGUUCCUAUACAAAAACCUUUCCCCAGCUACCCUCAAGACAGUUGUUUCAUGGGGCUGUAUGCACUUGGAGACUUUCCUGUCUGUCUUCCUCAGCUGGACUUUUUUUCAUCCAUGUUUUUCUGUUUUCAUAUUCUACCCACCUAAGUGCCAAUGAACGGGCAGGUGGGAAACUUUAAUUAUUGCCAAGGAGAAAUGAGUGUUUUGAGUACUAAAUGCCCUGCUCUGGCAGAUGGUAGACAGCCAUAGAGGAAUUUAAUAUGAUGCAUCAUUGCAUCCAUGCUGAACCUCAUUUUCCCCAAGUCUGAUUUGAAUCCAGAGAUGAAGAAUGAGAAAGAGGCAGAAAUCCACUUUAGACCAUAGAAAGAAUGCAAAUAGUGUUUCACAAAAGGACACCGGUAGGGAUAACAUUUAGAUCUCUAAGUAACUGAAGAAUGUCAUGGCAAUCUCAGUGGUUACUUUAAAAGAAUACUAGAAAUGAGUUGACUGUUACACUGACCCUUUAACCACAUGAUAUGAUUUUUUUUCAAAUAGCGUGUAAGAAUAUGUUUAAGCCACAAUGCAUACUCCUCAAUCAGUAUCAUAAUUUCCCCCUUUUCCACAACCACGUGUAAAAGAAAUUUCAGAAUCUGCCACGUAAAUGUUACCCAUUAAUGAACCACUGAAAAUUUUUCCAGCACCAUGAUUUAAGAAAGAUGCUUUCGAGGGAUUCCCUUGAUUAGCCAAAAAUGAAGGGUUCUUAUCUCACACUAUCUUGUCUAAAUAUACACAGCCUGUGAUGACGAAAUGAAAAUUUUCAAGACCAGGUAUAAAUACUACUGACAAGCAGAUGAAGUUCAUUCGUCUACUUUCUUCUAAUAGAAGAUUUAACUAUUAGAAGUUGAAGCUCACUGCUCUUAGAACCGACAUCUCUCAGAACCUAUCUGAGCAUUUUAACUGAACUAUUGCCAAGAAAAUGACUUGCCAGACCUACAGCUUGUUUGUUCUGUCUGUCAUCAUGAUUUGUUUUGGACGUUUUGGAAAUAGUUCCAUUCUUGCUCAACUUGAAAAUGAUAUAGACCAACUGAAAGCUGACUUUAACUCAAGUAAUUCAGAUGUAGCUGAUGGUGGACCUAUUUUUGUGGACAAACUGACAAACUGGACAGAGAGAAAUGAAAAAAGGAUCAUCCUGAGCCAGAUUGUUUCCAUGUACUUGGAAAUGCUUGAGAAGACUGACAAGUCAAAGGCGCACAUCAGGCACAUAUCUGAGGAGCUCUAUACUCUGAAAAAUAGCCUUCCUGAUGGCUUAAAGAAGAUGAAAGACCUCAUGGACCUGACAAAGCUUCAGAUGAGUGACUUGAAAAUUCAACGCAAAGCUGCAAAUGAGCUCUUCAGUGUCUUACAAAAGCUGGAGCCUUCAGCUCCUCUCAAAAGGAAAAGGAGCCAGUUUCAGAAGAAGUGCAAAUGUUAAUGACAUCGCGUGACCUUCUGUACUGAGUUAUUGUGCAAAUUUUAUGAUGCACAUUUUUUUAUUUCAAUCUUUUUAUUUAGUUUUUAUACAUUUAUUUAUUAAUAUUUAAAUAUUUUAAAUAAUUAUUUAUAAAGUAACACCAGUCAAAGUAUUUAUACCUCCUACUGCUAUGUAAGAAAUGACUUUGUCUUAAAAUCCUGUCUAUCUGUUAUAUGUUUGCUGACCUGAAAAUACAGAAUGAGGCAAUGUUUACCCAGUUCCCAUAUGGAAAUCCUGAAAUUACACGAUACGGUACCCAGCUUUCCAUCUGGUGCAGUCUUGAGAGAGGGAUAUUAGAAGACUAGUCUCAUCAUUCAUCUGUUUGGCAUGGAUAUGCAAGCACCAAGAUGGGGAAGUUUCUGUACUAAGGAAUACAUUCAUAUCUGCUUACUUCUAAGCAUAUCUAAAUCCAAAUCAAGCAACUAGACGUGCUUAAAGGUAAGCAAAUGCUGAAGCACUUUUAUGAACUAGGGGAGUGAUGAUUAAUUGCUGACAAUUGUUGCUCUUCACUGAAGUUACCAGGAGGCUAAGCUACUAGCAGCUCCAGGAAACGUGACUAACUCUAUUGCACUGAGUUAACUUCAACUCAUUGAUUCUGAGACAUUCUAUAUUUUUUAUAUACUGAAUCAUUUCAAUGUGCCUGAAUGUAAUUUUAUUUAUUUGGAGGUAGUAGUACAGAAGUUUUUAUCUUAAUGACUUUAUUUU
Molecule: messenger RNA, 3611 nt
Organism: Falco peregrinus (peregrine falcon)
Lineage: Eukaryota; Metazoa; Chordata; Aves; Falconiformes; Falconidae
Gene: IFNG
Product: interferon gamma
Exons: 4
Coding region: 2373-2867 (164 amino acids)
Biological process (GO): immune response
Cellular component (GO): extracellular region
Molecular function (GO): type II interferon receptor binding
Source: RefSeq, a predicted model, not a curated record